UAGAUCUUUAAGGUCGUGGUCCAAAGUUGGUUGGUGCUCUUAUCCGACAUAUAAUUUAUGUACCUAAUGUAAUGUAAUGCCUAUAUUUCCACUAAAAUAUACCCACAGAUGUGUAAGAGUAUAUUUACUACUUAAUUGUACAAAUUCUAAGGUUAAAAUGUUUACUGUAAUUAUGGUAUUUUAAAAUUAUCCCUAUUUAGUUUGUGGUGCUAUUUAUUAAUGAAAAAUGAUACGUUCACGACAUAAACAAAAUUAUUAAUUAUACUAUGAAAUAUGUAAGGAUUGCCAGACAAUAAGUAAAGUAUCCUUGAAGAAUCGACUAUAAAUAUGGUCCCUAAAUGACUAAACGACCAUAAAAUUAAUUUAUUCAAACGUUAUCUAUAUUUAAUUGUUAAGAAUAUGUAGAUUCAUUACAUUUAAUUCAAAAAACUGUUAUUACACUACAACCAUUAUGCAAUGAGGACUUAGAACUCGUGUGUAAUAACCUAACCUAAAAAGUUUGUUUAAUAAGUUUAUAAACGUGUAGGUAUCUUACAAAAUAUCGUGAUAUUGCACAAUUUAAUUUUCAUUCUCAAUGAAAACAUCACGAAGCAAAGAUGAAAAGCCUACGUAACAUUCUGAAACCCAACAAUUUUCAAUUUUUAAAUCAAAGAAGUAUAUCAUCUGCUAAAAGGCAAGUUCAAGAAAUUCGAAUACCUGUUCCUGCUGGUUACAUAGCUGGUAAAUGGUGGGGUCCACAAGAUAAAAGACCAAUACUCACUUUUCAUGGAUGGCAAGAUAAUUCAGGAAGUUUUGACCGUUUGGUUCCUCAUUUACCAGAAGAUAUUCCAAUUUUAGCUAUAGAUUCCCCUGGGCAUGGAUUUUCUUAUAAACUCCCCCCUGGAAUGGCUUACCACAAUAUUGAUGCAACAAUCAUUACUAAGCAAAUAAAAGAUUAUUUUGGAUGGGAAAAAAUCAGUUUAAUGGGUCAUUCUUUAGGAGCUAUACUUUCCUAUACGUACGGUUAUUUAUUCCCAAAAGAUAUAGAUUUCAUCGUAUGCAUAGAUGGCUUACAUCCAUUAGUAAAUCCUAAAAAAUUGGAUAGAGUUAGUCAAAGCAUCGAAGAGCAAAUCAAAUACGAUGCUUUAAACAGUUCCAAAGAAGAACCCCCAAGUUAUUCAAUCCAAGAAAUGGCAGAAAGAAUGCAUAAAGCCACUGCAAAAUCAGUGGAUGUUUCUACUGCAAAAUAUAUUUUAUACCGAAACAUUGCUCCAUCAAAAAAGAAUCCAGGAAAAUUUUAUUUUAAUCGCGACGCACGUUUAAAAGUGGGCCCACUUCAGGUUCAUGACACCGCAGAAAUGAUUAGAGUUGCUGAAAAAGUUAUUUUUCCCCUUCACGUUACGAAAGCGGAUAAAAGCCCGUUUUUCGGUAACCAAAGCCUUUUUCAGGAAAUAAACGCCGUAUUAAAAAAAUGUAAUAAGAAUUACGAAUUUCGUAAUGUACCUGGAGUUCAUCACGGUCAUCUUAACGACCCUGAAUGCGUUUCUGGCUUAAUUACAAACUUUAUUCGUAAACAUGAUCAAUUUGAUCGUUCUACGGGAGGGUUAAAAGAUGAAAUGAAAGUUGAUGAAAGCAUAUAUCCUAUGUUUAAGUAUAAAAAAGAGAUUUUAGGUGAAUUAUAGUUAAUUUGUAUUUUAUCGCGAAAUUAUAGGGCAAUUUAUAAAUUUAGAUAUAUUUUUUUAUAUAAAUUAAAUCAAAAAUUUUAUAUAUUGACGUUGACAGACGUAUGUACAAUGUUAUAAAAAACUUUUCGUUUAUACUUUAAUUAAAAAUUUUAAUGUUAUUAGAUAAUUUACACAUUUGUUAUUUAUUAUUUCAAUAAAAGUUAUGUUAUAUUGCGAGUGUACAUAAUAAAUUUAUAUAUGUA
Molecule: messenger RNA, 1906 nt
Organism: Onthophagus taurus
Lineage: Eukaryota; Metazoa; Arthropoda; Insecta; Coleoptera; Scarabaeidae
Product: putative serine hydrolase
Cellular component (GO): membrane
Source: RefSeq, a predicted model, not a curated record